Candidozyma auris is the source of this 975-nucleotide messenger RNA. Its product is annotated as 25S rRNA (uracil2634-N3)-methyltransferase. Lineage: Eukaryota; Fungi; Ascomycota; Pichiomycetes; Serinales; Metschnikowiaceae. Gene Ontology annotation, molecular function: rRNA (uridine-N3-)-methyltransferase activity. The transcript has a single exon. Bases 1 to 975 code for a protein of 324 amino acids. The record is from RefSeq and is a predicted model, not a curated record. Gene Ontology annotation, cellular component: cytoplasm. Gene Ontology annotation, biological process: rRNA base methylation.
AUGGCCAAAAAACCUAAAAACAAACAAGUUGUGGGGAAGGGCCUCAAAGGUGCCCUUCAACAUCAUUUUCUCAAUGAGCAAUUGAAGUACAAGCGGCUGCAAGCUGCGAAAGAGGCUGGUAACAAGAUAGCUGAAAAGGAGAAGUCAAUUAAGAGCGGUAAAAGCAAAGGCGCAAAGAAACAACACCACAGUGUCAAGUCGCUUAUUCCGUUUGCCAGCCAUGAGACUUUGCUCUUGGUUGGUGAGGGCGAUUUCUCAUUUGCACUUUCUAUAGUCAAAAAUCUGCUAAUAGAUCCCCAGAACUUGAUAGCUACUAGCUUUGACUCUGAAGAAGAAGUUAUCGCCAAGUAUCCCAACGCGAGAGACAAUAUAGACUUUUUAAGAGGGUCUGGCGUCAAUGUCUUUCAUCUGAUUGACGCCACGGACAUCCCUUUAACGAUGAAAAUUGUCAAUAAUAACCGCAGAAGGACGGGUAUCAAGCUCUUCAAACCCUACAAGAAACUCAAUCACGUUAUGUUUAACUUCCCUCAUACGGGAAGAGGGAUGAAGGAUGUCGAUAGGAACAUCAGAGAUCAUCAAAAGUUGGUUCUUAACUACUUCAAGAGCGCCCAUGAACUACUAUCGGUGGUGAAUGAAGCUGCAACAAACGACCUUGGUGGAUACGGGAAAACUCAGAACGAAACGAAAUCCGAUGUCAUCAUCUCGCUAUUUGAAGGUGAGCCGUAUAUUUCAUGGGGAGUCAAAGCUCUUGCGAAGAGUGCAAGUUUGACGGUGAAUCGCUCAGGUAAGCUUGAGUGGGAGGCAUUUCCAGGUUAUCAUCAUAAGCGUACCAACGGCAUACGAGAUACAACCAAACCAGCAGCUGAACGUGACGCCCGAAUCUAUGUAUUUGAUAUGCGAACCUCUUUAUCCUUCGACAAGAGAGAAAAGGUCAAAUCCAAAGCCAAAAAUGAGAGCGAUAGUGAGGAUGAUUAA